Molecule: messenger RNA, 900 nt
Organism: Etheostoma cragini (Arkansas darter)
Lineage: Eukaryota; Metazoa; Chordata; Actinopteri; Perciformes; Percidae
Gene: spag8
Product: sperm associated antigen 8
Exons: 6
Coding region: 22-675 (217 amino acids)
Biological process (GO): positive regulation of transcription by RNA polymerase II
Cellular component (GO): nucleus; cytoplasm
Molecular function (GO): microtubule binding
Source: RefSeq, a predicted model, not a curated record
UGAAAAAGAUAUGCCGUUGUCAUGGCGACACUUCCGUCAACUGAACUAGCUAAGUUGAAUUCGUUAUUUCAGAGAAAGAGAAAGUGUAUGUUGUUCACGGACUACAACACUACAAUGACCGAACAGCCAACCACUGUGGACAACAACGUCGGGAAAUGUAUGUUACACAACUGGGUAGAAGAGAGGGCUGUUGCUGCUCUCAACGAUAAGGAGACGAGGACUCAAAUCCAGAAACAUGGACACAGAGGGAUUCUCACAUUGGACCAGGAGUCUAAAAUGGAGACUGUUAGCACACUGAAAGCAACGUACAUCCCUCCGAAAAGUCCAGGGGUGAGGCUGCGGGGCAUCCGAGGAGAGCUUUUGGAAAAACAUAUUGCCCAGAUGAUAAGAGAGAAGGUUCACGCUGAACUGAAACCACCGAGUCCCAAAACCGACUUCUGCUCCACAACCCAGAAAGAUUUCUGUGUGGAGGGAUUUGUGCAUCUUACCCCUCAAACAACACAAGUUCAUGAUUAUAAAAAUGACCAGGCGGUCACCUUUUGGAGUGAAAAUUGCCAGCAAGUACAGGGUGUGACUGCCAUUAAGACCCUGAAAGCACCUUUCCGGAAGUCGGCCCAGUUCAGCACUCCCAUCAGUGAGCGGCUGGAUGAAAUCGAGCUUCCACCUGAUAACUGAGACUGUAUGCUGGAGUAUCACAUUACGUUGCUUCAUUACCAGUUAAUAUUAAAGUUCUAACCCACUUUAAGGCUUGUUGAUAUUCUCAAGACAGGGACACUUUUUCGGCUGUGGAGAACAGUGAAGUCAAUGGAAGUAUCUACUCUACAGAUCACAUGGUUAAUAAAAAAAUCUGAUGAGUAUAGUUCCAGUAUUUCUGCCUGAAAAAACACAUCUAUAAUAGCU